CGGGUGGUGGAGAUCCAGUCGCAGAUGUCAGAGCGGGCUGUGGAGCUGCUGGGACUGCCUGACGACCGGCCGUGCCUCCUCCUGGAUGUGGGCUGCGGCUCUGGCCUGAGCGGGGAUUACAUCUCCGACGCGGGUCACUACUGGAUUGGCAUGGACAUCAGCCCUGCCAUGCUGGAUGUGGCUGUGGAGAGGGAGGUGGAAGGAGACCUUCUCCUUGCAGAUGUGGGUCACGGCAUUCCCUUCAGGCCUGGCAUGUUUGAUGGCUGUAUCAGCAUUUCUGCAGUGCAGUGGCUUUGUAACGCUGAUAAGAAAUCACACAGCCCUCCAAAACGCCUGUAUCGAUUCUUCUCGACUCUCUAUACUGCCUUGGCCCGAGGAUCCCGAGCCGUCCUGCAGCUGUACCCCGAGAACUCAGAACAGCUGGAGCUCAUCACGGCCCAAGCCAUGAGGGCUGGCUUCACCGGGGGAAUGGUGAUAGACUACCCCAACAGCGCCAAAGCCAAGAAGUUCUUCCUGUGUCUCUUUGUUGGGACAUGUGGCACGUUACCAAAGGGCCUUGGUACUGAGUGUGCUGCUGGAGAAGAGGUACACCAGGCAAAGUUCACCAACGAGAGAACACGGUUCAGAAACAUCAAAGGCAAGUCUGUGAAGAAAAGCCGGGACUGGAUCCUUGAGAAGAAGGAGCGGAGACGACGACAGGGCAAGGAAGUGCGAGCAGACACGAAAUACACGGGGCGAAAGCGCCGCCCUCGCUUCUGA
This is a messenger RNA of Apaloderma vittatum (bar-tailed trogon), 759 nucleotides long. It is a transcript of the gene BUD23, whose product is annotated as Williams Beuren syndrome chromosome region 22. NCBI's taxonomy places the organism in Eukaryota, Metazoa, Chordata, Aves, Trogoniformes, Trogonidae. Gene Ontology annotation, molecular function: rRNA (guanine) methyltransferase activity. The transcript is spliced from 10 exons. The record is from RefSeq and is a predicted model, not a curated record. Gene Ontology annotation, biological process: rRNA (guanine-N7)-methylation. The coding region runs from base 25 to 759 and encodes 244 amino acids. Gene Ontology annotation, cellular component: nucleolus.